Molecule: messenger RNA, 2020 nt
Organism: Venturia canescens
Lineage: Eukaryota; Metazoa; Arthropoda; Insecta; Hymenoptera; Ichneumonidae
Gene: Gabat
Product: 4-aminobutyrate aminotransferase
Exons: 8
Coding region: 205-1770 (521 amino acids)
Biological process (GO): GABA catabolic process
Cellular component (GO): mitochondrion
Molecular function (GO): pyridoxal phosphate binding
Source: RefSeq, a predicted model, not a curated record
ACCGGUUUUCGUUGAGAUCAGUAGCGAUCUCGCUCCCGCGAACGAAGGGUCAGCCGGUACCGAAUUUUAAUAUUCCAGAGUUUACGAGGCGUAACACUUUCACUGAUAAUUACUAACUACCUCGAGCUACUUUCUCUCAGCCGUUUUAUUAUAUAGAAAAACAGUUAUUUUAGUGUUUUUGAGAAUAUAAAAGAAAUAUUAAAAAUGCUCGUGAGGACUCGUUCCUUGGGGCUGGCGGGCCGAUCAAUAUCCAGGAAACCCGUAAUUGGUAAUAUUUGGAGACAAUGUUUAUCAACGACGAGUCAUAUGGAACCGAAAAGACCGCAAGUUCAUACGGAAAUUCCGGGCCCACAAUCGCGUCAAUUGUUCGACGAGCUGAAUAAAUUGCAGCAAGCGGGUUCUGUUCAACUUUUCGCUGACUAUGAAAAAUCAGCUGGAAAUUACAUCGUCGACGUUGACGGUAACGUUCUGCUCGAUGUUUACAUGCAAAUCUCUUCAAUGCCACUUGGCUACAAUCAUCCUGCAAUGCUCGAAGCUCUCACCAAUCCACGUAAUCUCUCAACGAUGGUAAAUAGGCCAGCGCUUGGGGUAUUUCCUGGUCAGGAUUGGCCCAGCAGACUGAAAAAAAGUCUUCUUCGGCCGGGGGUCAUUCCUCCUGGUCUCAGCUGCGUUACGACGAUGAUGUGUGGCUCGUGCUCGAACGAGAAUGCAUUCAAAAAUAUGUUUCUCUGGUACGCUGAUAAAAAAAGGCACGGUGCUCCAUUCACGCCAGAAGAAAUGGAAACGUGCAUGAUGAAUCAAAGUCCUGGCUCACCCCGCUACUCCAUCCUUUCGUUCAAGGGAGCUUUCCAUGGUCGAACUUUGGGAAGCUUAUCGACGACUCACAGCAAGUAUAUUCACAAGAUCGACGUGCCGGCUUUCGAUUGGCCAAUUGCACCUUUCCCCAUUUACAAAUAUCCUCUUGAGGAAAACGUGAAGGAAAACGAACGAGAGGACGAACGUUGCUUGGCCGAGGUCGAGAGUCUAAUCGUCCAGUACGAUAAAGAAAAAAGGGUUCCUGUAGCCGGAGUUAUCAUCGAGCCGAUUCAAGCCGAAGGCGGUGACAAUCACGCUUCGCCUCAAUUCUUCCAAAAGCUACGAGGCAUUACGAAAAAAGUACUUGAAUUGCAUAGAAUUAUUAGAGAGAAACUGAACGAGAAAAUGAUCAUUCGUUUUUUCCUAUUUCAGCAUGGUGCAGCUUUGCUCAUUGACGAAGUUCAAACCGGCGGAGGACCAACGGGAAAGAUGUGGUGCCACGAGCAUUUCAAUCUCGAGACGCCUCCGGAUGUCGUAACGUUCAGCAAAAAAAUGCAAUUGGGCGGUUAUUACCACACACCGGAGCUCAAACCGAAACAAUCGUACCGCGUUUUCAACACUUGGAUGGGUGAUCCAACUAAACUCGUUCUUCUCGAAGCCAUCCUCGAUGUCAUACAACGCGACAAUUUGCUUGAAAAUGUAGCUCAAGUCGGUGAUUACAUGCUCAACGAAUUGAAGAAAAUUGAGAAGGAAAAUUCCAGUCUCGUCAAUUCGUCCAGAGGUCGCGGUACUUUUAUCGCUUUCAAUUGCACGUCCCCUGAACUCCGAGACAAAGUAGUGAAGAAAUUGCUUACAAAAGGUAUUCAAGCCGGUGGCUGCGGUCCCGAGGCAGUUCGUCUGAGGCCGGCUCUCACAUUUAAGAAGCAACACGCCGAUAUAUUUUUGGACGCUCUACGGAGAGUUCUCAAAGAAUAACCCAAGGACGUGCGAUAAAUUCCACCUCCACUGUCGUAAAAUCCAUGUCUUCCAAAAUUUUAAAUCGUGAUGAUGCGGAAAAAGAAAAUCUACGAACAAACUAAAAAUAGUCUUUCAAAAGCAAAGAAACCAACGAUGUCUUCCAAAAUGUCUGUGAAUUCCGAAUUUCAAUGUCGCAGUUUGUUGUCUUCAGUGCGUGUAAACAAAAAUAGUUUCUGCAAAUAUAAUUUCGUAUACUAAUCGAGUGAAA